AUGCAGAGAGCUCGCUCUGAGCAACUAAGGGAUGAACGCCGCUUAACGUUCAAAGCUGCGAAGUUGGCCCUUAACAAGGCCAUCAGUAGUAGUAAAAGAAAGUGUUUUGACAACCUAUGCCUGAACGCCAAUGCUAAUCCUUGGGGCGAUGCCUACAGGAUAGUAAUGGCGAAAACCAGAGGGGUGCUGGCGCCUCCCGAACAGUCGACGAAAAUGUUGAAUCGCAUUAUCGAGGUUCUCUUCCCGUCCCAUGCCACAAAUCGUUGGCCACCUCCAGCACCGCAGAACGCGAGUGCGGCUGAAGUGGCAGCGGUGACGAAGGAAGAGUUUCUUGCGGUGGCCUGCACCCUCGACACGAACAAAGCUCCGGGGCUCGACGGAGUGCCAAACCUCGCUCUGAAGGCUGCGAUCAUGGCUAACCCAGACAUUGUUUUAAGACUGAAGUUCCCCCCAGGUGUUAAGAUCGUUGGCUUCGCUGACGACAUAACGCUGGAGGUUUACGGAGAGUCGAUUGUUGAGGUGGAACUGACGGCGGCCCACGCGAUCGAUAUACUUAGCGAUGUAGAUAAAUUUUCGUACUUAGUGUCGACACUUUCGAAGGAAGCCAAACGUGUGAUCGAAGUGAUUGAUGUUACAUCCGCAAACUAUUCCGUAGCGUGGGAAUUAUUAGAAAAGCGGUACGAAAACAAAUACCUCAUUGUUAAGUCGUACAUUGAAGCACUUUUCGGUGUCGAGUCGAUGAAGAAGGAGUGUCAUGAGGCUCUCAACAAACUCAUCGACGAAUACGAACGUAACCUUCGAAUGUUAGAGAAGGUUGGAGAACAUCCGGAAAACUGGAGCACACUUCUUGUGUUCAUGCUCAGUUCCAAACUCGACCCAGUUACCAUGCGUCAAUGGGAGACGCAUAGAAGAUCUUCCAAUGUUCCUACGUACGAAGAGCUGAUUGAUUUCCUGAGAAGCCACAGUUUAAUUCUGCAAUCGGUAACAACCUCGAAGCCUCGACCAUCUGACCUUUCUCGUUCAACUCCAACAUAUCACAAUAUCCCCUCCAAGUCAGCCUCGGCUCAUUCAGCCUUUUCGUCACAACCACACAAAAUGUGUGCCUUUUGUAAGCAGUCUUCACAUUCACCUUUCCAUUGUGAAGUCUUUCGGAAAAUGACACCUACCGAGCGGUUCGAUGCUACGAAGAAGAACGCAUUGUGUAUUAACUGUCUUUCGCCAUCCCAUCAACUGAAGAACUGUUCGAGUGGAGCCUGUCGUGUGUGCAACCAAAAACAUCAUACGAUGCUGCAUCAAAGAACCAACCCAUCAUCCAGCCAACAAGCCCACACCCAAUCAUCGAAGUUAUCGUCGUCGUCUGGUUCGCAGUCAUCCUCUUCGCCUUCCGCUCACAUAAACCACUCGCAGUCCUCUCAUGCAAGUAAGUUCUCCACUUCGUCGAAUGAGACCCAAGCCCCCACCAACUCUGCCCUUCCAACUCAACACGUCUCUCUGUCGACCAUCGAGCAACAUCAUCGCGUUCCAUCAACUGUGCUGCUCUCAACAGCCCUGGUGAAGAUUUUCGAUCCGGCGGGUCAAUCGUUGUGGGCGCGUGCUCUUUUGGAUUCCGGUUCUCAACUCAAUUUUGUAACGGAGCAGCUUGUCCAGAAGCUGAAGCUGAAACGGACGAAAGAUUUUCUACCAAUCAGCGGAGUCGGACUUUCUUCUACAUCUUCCAAAUAUUCGGUCGUCGCCCGCAUCCAGUCUCAUCACGCUGAUUUUGAGACCAAUUGGCGAUUCCAUGUUCUUCCAAAAAUCACGAUGGAGUUACCAAAUCAAGCGGUGGAUGUUUUAAGUCUUCCAUUUCCAUCGGACAUCGUGUUAGCAGAUCCAUCCUUCGGACAACCAGGCCCAAUCGACUUAAUCUUCGGCGCAGAAAACUUCUUCGAUUUGUUACGAGAAGGACAAAUAAAAAUAGGACCUAAUCAGCCCAGCUUGCAGAACACAGCGUUAGGAUGGGUGGUGUCAGGGAAAGUCAAGUCAGGAAUUCCACAAUCUUCCAUUGUAAACAUCGCUUACUCCACUUCUACCAUCGAAGAACAAUUGGCACGAUUCUGGGAGAUUGAGUCGUGUCACUCAAGCAGCACAUUAUCGUUAGAAGAAGCAGCAUGUGAGCAGCAUUUUGCUCGAAACACAGUUCAGGAUUCUACCGGACGGUUCAUCGUUACUCUGCCAAAGAGAGAAUCAGAAUUCGCAAGGCUUGGUAGCUCGAAAGUCAUAGCCACUCGUAGGUUCCUAUCCUUGGAACGCCGACUCAAUGCCGACCCACAGCUAAAACAAGCAUACACAGCGUUUAUCAAUGAGUAUGAGCAAUUGGGACAUAUGAAGCUGAUAGAUAAUCCAGAUCCACGCCAUCCAGCGUACUAUCUCCCACACCACUGCAUCGUUCGACCAGAUAGCACCACCACGAAGUUGAGAGUGGUGUUCGAUGCAUCCUGUUCGACUGACACCGGAAUGUCUUUGAAUGAUGCCCUCAUGGUUGGUCCGCAAGUGCAAGAUGACCUAGUUUCGAUAAUACUGCGGUUUCGCAUCCCUCAAUUCGCUGUCAUUUCUGACAUCGAAAAAAUGUAUAGGCAAAUUGGGAUGAACUCUGUCGAUCAGCAACUCCAGCUUAUUCUUUGGAGAGAUUCGCCCUCCGAAACAAUGCGAACCUAUCAACUCACAACUGUGACAUACGGAACGUCUUCGGCUCCAUAUCUCGCCACGAAAUGUCUCCAAACUCUCGCCGAAAUUGGAUCAGAAAGCCAUCCUGCAGCCGCAGUUGCCAUAAGAAAAGACUUCUACAUGGACGAUCUGCUCACUGGUGCCAACAGUUUAGAAGAAGGCCAGGAACUGGUCAAACAAUUAAACCAGCUGACGAAUUCUGUUGGACUACAACUUCGAAAGUGGGCGUCUAACAAUCCUCAGAUCCUUCAAGUCGUUCCUGAUCUCAUGAAGGAUGAACGUACUCUUUUCGAACUCGAGCCCGCCUCUCCGGUAAAGACACUGGGUCUACACUGGAAUACUAGCACUGAUGAAUUCUGUUUCGAAGUGCCAAAGCACAGUAACUCCUUCCCAAUCACGAAACGUAUCGUACUUUCGGAUAUCGCACGGCUUUUUGACCCUCUGGGACUUGUUGGUCCAAUUGUAGUGCAAGCAAAGCUGUUCAUGCAAGAGUUGUGGAGAGAAGGUAGGACAUGGGACGAUGAACUGAAUGAGUGUGCUCAACGUCGUUGGAUGGAAUUUCGUGACAACCUUCAGGACAUUGCAAGCAUAAGUAUUCCUCGUUGGGUCCUCUCUACUCCCACUGCAAUCUCUGUAGAAUUGCAUGGGUUUUGUGAUGCGUCCAUUCGUGCAUAUGGUGCAUGCAUUUAUGUCAGGAUAGUCGCAUCGAACGGAGAAAUUUUCGUGAACCUUCUAACCGCAAAAUCCAAGGUUGCGCCACUUGGAAACUCGAAGAGGAAUCCAUCUAUAACGUUGCCAAGGCUCGAACUUUCUGCAGCAUUGCUUCUUAGCCAUCUGAUCGAAAAGGUUGAAUCCAGCAUAGAUCUGCACGCUAAACAUUUCUUUUGGACUGAUUCGACUAUAGUCUACCACUGGCUUUCUUCAAGCCCUUCCCGUUGGAAAACUUUCGUGGCUAAUCGGGUGUCAGAGAUCCAACAGAUCACUGCAAAUGGAAUCUGGGCGCACGUACCCGGGUUAGAAAACCCAGCGGACGUAAUAUCUCGCGGAAUGCCUCCGAAUGAAUUGAAGGAUUUCGCCCCGUGGUGGAACGGUCCAGAUUGGCUUCGACAACCAUCUCGGUUUUGGCCAUCGCUCACCUCUCCAGUGGAGGAAAACUUUUCAUCGGAUCAACUAGAAGAACGUACCGUUGUUCUACCAGCUCUAGUGCGGAAAACGAACGAAUUGUUCUCGCUUUAUUCGUCGUUUACUAGAUUAACAAGGAUUGUAGCUUUAAUCCUUAGAUUUCGGUUUAACUCUAACCCUGUUAACCGUACUGAGAGACGCACGGGAUUCUUAUCAACAGAAGAACUAGCUGGAAGUACAGAAAAACUGGUUAGGAUUGCUCAAGAAGAGCGAUUUUCUCAAGACAUCGCCGAUGUAAUUCGCGAUGGACAGGUAAAAAAGAGUUCAAGAUUGAAAACGCUUUCGCCACGGUUUGCUAAUGGUAUAUUGCGUGUUGGUGGCCGGUUAAGGAACGCACCGGUCCCGUUUAAUCAACGACAUCCCAUGAUACUGCCGGACAAACAUCCGCUAACUGAUCGAAUUCUGAACUUCUAUCAUCUCAACAAUCUUCACGCUGGACCUCAACUGAUAACUGCAGCUGUGCGGGAACGAUUCUGGCCACUUCGUCUCCGUGAUCAAGCACGGCAAGUGGUGCACUCGUGUAUAAGAUGUUUCCGCUGCAAACCCGAAGUUAUGGAACAGCUGAUGGGAGAAUUGCCGUUAGAACGUGUCACCCCAACACAGCCCUUCCUCCGUUCUGGGGUCGACUACUGUGGGCCCUUCUACUGCCGUUCAAGUAGAAAAGGAGCACCAAUCAAGUGUUAUGUCGCCAUUUUUGUCUGUAUGGUGACAAAGGCAGUUCACGUCGAAUGUGUUGCAGAUUUGUCCACCAGUUCAUUUAUCGCUGCAUUAAGACGUUUCGUGGGUCGAAGGGGCAAGCCACAACUUAUCGAGUGCGAUAACGCACUAAACUUUAGAGGAGCUAAACGAGAACUAGAUGAACUUGUCCGUCUCUUUGGAUCACAACAUCAUCAGCAUCUCGUAACAAGCAGUUGCGCUGAAGACGGGAUUGCUUUCAAGUUCAUACCGCCAAGAUCUCCUAACUUUGGCGGACUCUGGGAGGCGGCUGUUAAGUCGCUCAAGAAGCAUCUUCGAAGUACUUUGGGCAAUAUUAUGCUAACACAGGACGAAUUGCUAACCCUGCUCAUUCAAGCUGAAGCCUGUCUCAACUCUCGCCCCCUAACACAGGUUACUGCAGACCCCAAUGAUCUGGAGGUACUCACUCCUGGGCAUUUUCUAGUGCAUCGUCCACUCAUCGCGGUGCCUGAGCCAAGCCUGGCUGAAGUACCGAUCAAUCGGCUAGAUAGGUAUCAACAGACACAAGAAUACCUCCGUCGAAUCUGGAAGCAGUGGCAGUCUGAUUAUCUUUCCGGACUGCAACCUCGAACCCGGUGGACACAGCAACGUGACAAUAUCAAGGUGGGCACGAUGGUUCUAUUGAAGGACGACAACCUUCCACCGCUCAAGUGGAGACUAGGACGAGUGACGCAGGUAUUCCGAGGGGACGACGAGUACAUUCGAGUGGUAACGGUCCGUACACGAGACGGUGAAUUUCGACGCGCCAUUACGAAGAUCUGCGUUUUACCCAUUCAGCAGCCUGGCGGUGAUCCCACCGCUGACGUACUUAAUGGAAAUUAG
Molecule: messenger RNA, 5442 nt
Organism: Armigeres subalbatus
Lineage: Eukaryota; Metazoa; Arthropoda; Insecta; Diptera; Culicidae
Exons: 3
Coding region: 1-5442 (1813 amino acids)
Biological process (GO): DNA integration
Molecular function (GO): nucleic acid binding
Source: RefSeq, a predicted model, not a curated record